Talaromyces atroroseus is the source of this 771-nucleotide messenger RNA. RefSeq lists its product as hypothetical. Bases 1 to 771 code for a protein of 256 amino acids. The transcript has a single exon. Gene Ontology annotation, molecular function: hydrolase activity. Lineage: Eukaryota; Fungi; Ascomycota; Eurotiomycetes; Eurotiales; Trichocomaceae. The record is from RefSeq and is a predicted model, not a curated record.
AUGUCUUCUGCCGAACAGCCUCGUACCAUUAUCAAGACUCGUGGGCAUCGAAGGCGCAGGGUGGUUGAUGCUCUCAUCAAGUUACACCGAGUCAACGAUGCUCCCUCUUCGCCAAAGGACUCACCUCCUCUUCGCAUAGUCUGCAUUUCUGAUACACACAACAAACAUCCGGUAGUGCCGCUGGGAGAUAUCCUGAUCCACGCCGGCGAUCUGACAGAGAGCGGAUCGUUUGAGGAAAUGCAGAAUGGGUUAACGUGGCUUUCGUCACAGCCUCAUGCACACAAAAUCCUAGUUGCUGGGAAUCAUGAUGUCUUGUUUGAUGACGAGUUUCUUGCGAAAUAUCCCGAACGGCGUUACGGGCAGAGCAAGACUAAGAAAGACCUUGACUGGGGAAGUGUAGUUUAUCUUCAAGACACGAUCCUUACUUUCGAGAUCCCCGCAAGCAAGCAAAGCCAACACGCGUGCACAAGGAGUCUCACGAUUUUUGGUAGCCCAUGGACGCCACGGUACGGAAUCUCGGCUUUCCAAUACCAUCCGAACAAUUCAAGUCACUGGAAAGAAAUUUUUGCCUCCAUUGAUAGAAUCCCACAAAUCAUUGUUACCCAUGGCCCGCCGCACCUUUACCUCGAUAGACGUGAUUUCCAUCGUGCUGGGUGUACAUACCUAGCCGAGGAAGUGUACCGCAUUCGACCUCGUCUCCACGUAUUCGGUCAUAUCCAUGCGUCGUACGGACGUCAGGACGUGCUGCUAGAUAACGCAGAAGGCCAAUGA